This is a messenger RNA of Dipodomys ordii (Ord's kangaroo rat), 570 nucleotides long. Its product is annotated as olfactory receptor 6-like. The annotation marks the transcript as partial. Gene Ontology annotation, cellular component: membrane. Gene Ontology annotation, molecular function: olfactory receptor activity. NCBI's taxonomy places the organism in Eukaryota, Metazoa, Chordata, Mammalia, Rodentia, Heteromyidae. The transcript has a single exon. Gene Ontology annotation, biological process: G protein-coupled receptor signaling pathway. The record is from RefSeq and is a predicted model, not a curated record.
CUUCGCUAUCCUGUCAUGAUGACCACAGGCUUUUGUGUACAGCUGACUAUUAGUUCCUGGGUUAGUGGCUUCACCAUCUCCAUGGCCAAAGUUUACUUUAUCUCCCAGGUUUCUUUCUGUGGCAAUAACAUCUUAAAUCAUUUUUUCUGCGACGUGUCACCUAUUCUCAAACUGGCCUGCAUGAACUUAUCUAUGGCAGAGAUAGUAGACUUUGUGCUAGCAAUUGUCAUACUUGUGUUUCCUCUCUCAGCCACUGUCCUUUCCUACGUCUUCAUCAUCUCUACCAUCUUACACAUACCCUCAGCCACUGGACAGCAAAAGGCCUUCUCCACCUGUGCAUCUCAUCUUACAGUGGUCAUCAUCUUCUACACUGCUGUGAUUUUCAUGUAUGUCCGACCUCGGGCCAUUGCUUCAUUUAAUUCUAACAAACUGAUCUCAGCAAUAUAUGCAGUCUUCACUCCCAUGCUCAACCCUAUCAUCUACUGUCUGAGGAACAAGGAAGUCAAGGAUGGCAUUAGGAAAACCAUAGCAAGUGGACAAGCCCUUUUCUUGAGAGAUCCCCCUUGCUGA